AGACACGCAGAAAAACACUAACCUAACCUAUAAUUAUUUCUAUUGUUUAUAAUUAAUCUUUUCUUUUCUGCGUUACUGACUCAAACAGUGCACCAUGAACCACCAUCAAAUUAGUGCCAAAUAUUAACAUGUUUGUCAAACGAUCAAUAACUUCGCUUACUUUAUAAAAUGUGUUGAUGGAGAGUGGGAGUGUUUGACUUUUGACAAUAAUGAAAAUAUUCUUGGGAUUCGAUACGUGCGACGUCAGUUCGGAAAAGAUGUCGGGAAAAUAAUCAAAAGUUUAAUUCUAACUUUAAAAUUCAUUUGAAGAUGGAUCCGAUUUCAUUGGGUGAUCACAACGUAUCGGAUACUAGAGAAUCGAAUGAAUUCUUGGCUAAAUAUCACGUCAUAAGUAACAAACUCAAAAAACGGUUCUUGAGAAAACCUAAUGUAGCUGAAGCUGCUGAACAGUUUGCUGUGCUUGCCAUACAAUGCGAACAGGAGGAACUAUGGCAGUAUGCCGGUUUAAGUUGGCUAGCAGUUGCUCGCUGUUACCGUACUCUGGGAAAUACAUCAGCUGAAAUAAACGAAUUAAUGAAAGCCGGGAGACAAUUUCUAACAGCUGAAGAGAAAAAUAACAGAAUAGGAUGUCCCUCGGUUGGUCAAGAGAACUUGCAGGCAGCUGUCAGUUGUUUUGGUCAUUCAGUGGCCUCUGUUCAGAGCGAUCACGGAUUUGGAAUGAUAUCGGCUGGUACUGUGAUAGAAUUAGCCUCAGCGAUUGGUCCGACACCAGCCGGAGCUCAACAGCUGCGAAAGUCGAUCAGCAUAUUACCGACGACACUGGCAAUAGGAAAACUGGCAACCUUUUACACUAAACAAGCUGAUUACGGUGCGGCAUUAAGCGUCAUCACAGAAUUAGUCGACUUGAUUGAGGCCAAUGUUGCCUGUACCAAAACAGGAAAUUACCGAAAAAUUUUACACAAAUAUGAAGUUGAUCGGGUGCUUUUGCUCCUGAUUCUUCAACCAACGCCCCAAAGAUUACCGGCUUCGUUGGGUGAAGUUCUCGAAAAAUACGCGUGGGUUGAAGAAAGUUCGAGCGUUGGUGCCAAUAUGUGCGAGGACGAAUUUUUGUUACUCCAAUCCCUGGUGCUCGCAUGUCAGUCGCACGAUAUUCAAGCUCUUUUAGAACUGGAGGGCGAACUCUGGCCGUAUUUGGAUACAGAGCAAAAAGAUCUGUUACGUAAACUCGUGCAAACGCUCACGACUCAAUAAAACUAGGAAAUUCACAUCAAA
Molecule: messenger RNA, 1272 nt
Organism: Venturia canescens
Lineage: Eukaryota; Metazoa; Arthropoda; Insecta; Hymenoptera; Ichneumonidae
Product: 40-kDa huntingtin-associated protein-like
Exons: 5
Coding region: 310-1251 (313 amino acids)
Biological process (GO): vesicle cytoskeletal trafficking
Cellular component (GO): early endosome
Molecular function (GO): protein binding
Source: RefSeq, a predicted model, not a curated record